AUGACUGGCUCCAACUCCUACGGAGACGUGGUCAACUUCACGUCUGCCCAGUGUCCUCCGUUAACAAAUCCCAUCAACGGCUUCUUGACUGGCCCCAACUCCUACGGAGACGAGGUCAACUUCACGUGUGAGCCAGGAUACAAACUUGUUGGUACAUCUUCACUGACCUGUCUGUCUGAGGGAACUUGGAAUGGAAACCCUCCAACAUGUGCAGCUGCCCAGUGUCCACUGCUGUCAAACCCCAUCAAUGGCUUGGUGACUGGCUCCAACUCCUACGGAGACGUGGUUAACUUCACGUGUGAGCCAGGAUACAAACUUGUUGGUGCACCUUUACUAACCUGUCUGUCAGAUGGAACUUGGAAUGGGGACUCACCAAUAUGCACAGCUGCCCAGUGUCCUCCACUGUCAAAUCCCAUCAAUGGGUUCAUGACUGGCUCCAACUCCUACGGAGACGUGGUCAACUUCACGUGUGAGUCAGGAUACAAACUUGCUGGUACAUCUUCACUGACAUGUCUGUCUGAUGGAACUUGGAAUGGAAAAUCACCAACAUGUACAGCUGUUCAGUGCCCCACUCUGCCACAUCCACGUAAUGGCUUCGUGACAGGCUUCAACUCUUACGGUGACGUGCUUCACUUCACAUGUGACCAAGGAUACAGGCUGGCCGGCAAAUCUUCACUCACCUGUUUGUCUGAUGGAAGUUGGAGUGAACAGUCACCAAAAUGCGCUGGGACAGAGUGUCCUUCUGGGUCCUGGACGGAUUGGUUCGAUCGUGACGACCCCACAGGGACUGCAGACAGUGAAAUCCUAACCGAUCUAAGCCAGGACUAUCCAGGGCAGAUCUGCGACGCUCCUACAGCCGUGCACGCCCGCGUUAUCUCCACACAGCAGGAGGCGUCCCUGACAGGACAACACAUCUACUCCUACGACACGACCGCCGGGUUCCUCUGCAGGAAUGUGGACCAGCCUGACGGCAUAUGUCUGGAUUAUGAGGUCCGCUUUUGCUGCUCGGAUGUUGGAAAGGGUGGAUGGUUGGCCCAGGAUUCGUCAUGGUUUUUGGAGUCUAUCGGCAGACCUCAUGUGAAGGACGGAGUGACAUAUGAUGCCACCAAAGCCUUGGACGGGGACACUAUGACCUAUUGGAACCCUACCGGUACCGACCAGAGCUUCAACAACUGGUACAUAAUACUGGACCUCAAAUCGUCCCACACUCUCACCCGCAUCGCAGUUAACAACUACGGAGACACCACCCAUGACAUUGCAGCCUUCAAGUUGCAGGCAUCACAUGUAAGGUGUCCGCGCACCUGGAAGGACGUCGUGACCAUCACUAACGUGCAGGGAGGGGCGAGGCAGCGUCAGGAGUUCGGCGGGUUCCAGGGAACAGCGCGGUACUGGAGGUUCGUGGUCACGCGGACCCACUCGGGCUGGCAGCCAUAUCUCACAGAACUGAACUUCUACGGAAUCCCAUCAGGUACGAGAGAAUAUAUGUCUAGUUUAGAAUUAUGA
This is a messenger RNA of Branchiostoma belcheri (Belcher's lancelet), 1503 nucleotides long. Its product is annotated as sushi, von Willebrand factor type A, EGF and pentraxin domain-containing protein 1-like. The record is from RefSeq and is a predicted model, not a curated record. The transcript is spliced from 7 exons. NCBI's taxonomy places the organism in Eukaryota, Metazoa, Chordata, Leptocardii, Amphioxiformes, Branchiostomatidae. Bases 1 to 1503 code for a protein of 500 amino acids.